Molecule: messenger RNA, 1321 nt
Organism: Striga asiatica
Lineage: Eukaryota; Viridiplantae; Streptophyta; Magnoliopsida; Lamiales; Orobanchaceae
Source: the annotation of a GenBank genome assembly
UUGAACUAGAAUGACAAUCAUAUUAAUAAAUAAAACUUUUUAUUUAUAUAAUAAUGAAGAGAAGAAGACGUAACAGGUAAGCGAUUCUCACGGCUCCGAUCUCCACUUUUCUCUCACCGCUCUUCCUUUCUCUAUUUCUCAAUAUUCUUUCUUAUCAUCAUAUUCUCCAUAUUUCUCUCUCCGUCGUUCAGCUAAUGGCGCCCCGUCUGUUGAGCUGUUUCGGCAGGCGCUCCUCCGAUCCCGAGAGCCACAGCAAGGCGGCGGCGGCGGAUCUGUCGGGGGAGGAGCACCGGAGGGGCGGGCCGGUGUUGGUUGAGCUCUUCUCGUCCCAGGGCUGCGCCACCUCUCCGGAGGCGGAGCUGCUCUUCUCUCGGCUGGGCAGGGGCGACUUCAACUUGAGCGUGCCCUUGCUCCUGCUGGCUUAUCACGUCGACUAUUGGGAUUAUAUGGGCUGGAAGGACCCAUUCGCCUCGGCCCAAUGGACCGUCCGCCAGAAGGCCUACGUGGAGGCCCUCAACCUCGACACAAUGUUCACGCCCCAAUUGGUGGUCCAAGGCCAGGCCCAAUGCCUCGCCAAUCAGGAGGAGUCUAUGCUCUCCUCCAUCGUCUCCGCACCCACACUCCCUGGACCCGCCUUCCAGGCGACAUUCCAAAUGGCGUCACCCGAUUCACUUCAAGUAUCAUUAACGGGGCCUCUGAGGGUGAAAGUCGACCACUCGGGUGCUAACGUGAUGGUGGCUCUAUACGAAUCUGGUCUGGUCACCAAUUGCCAAGAAGGAGCCAACAAAGGCCGGAUUUUGGCCAACGACUAUGUUGUCCGGCGACUUGAGAAGCUAUGCUCCGUGAAGGACUCAUCCGCAAAGAAAACAAUAUCAGGGACUGUGAAUUUCUCGUUGUGGGAGGGUUUCAAAGCAGCCAAAUGUGGGCUGGCCGUGUUUGUGGAGAACUCUUCUCACCGUAUAUGCGGUUCACAGAGCAUUCAGGUGCCGGACAAGAUUUGAUAUGAUGUGUUUGUAUUGCUACAUAAUUGAUGUGUAUGGGUUUCUUUCUGUGUGGGCAGCGAUUGAGUUAACUCGGCCCUGUUUGCGUGUGUUGGUUCUUUGAUGAAAUUCUUUCUAUAUCGAUCCAUGCUUUUGUAUUGUUUAGGGCUACUGAAAGAUGCAUUUGGAUGUGUUGAGUCUGGUUGAUUAAUUAGGCUGCUUUUGUUUCUUUAGUGUUUUCUAUAACCUCUUGCUCAUCUUUAUUUUUUCUCUCUUCAUGACAAAGUUCCUUCCCGUGGAUGUGAAGAAACCAAGUAUAGACAAGAGCAAUCAAUAUUAAA